AAUUCGCGAACGACUCUGUAUAGUGUAUAUAUUGACCCUCCCUUUUUCCUUAUUGCUAAACCCUUCCCCUUUCUCAGUCUAGGGUUUAACAUCACUCUCUCAACGAUCCAAGGACUGCAAAAUUCCUCUUGAGGUUGUAGUAGGAAUGGCUUUGUUCAGAAAAGCUGCAACUAUUCUUGGGAGGACUGUUAGCAGCAGAAUAAAUCAUGAAACUUCAGUGUCCAACCUCUCUAUUUUUCAAGCGAUAAGAUGCAUGUCUAGUUCAAAGGUUUUUGUUGGAGGACUUUCUUACAACACAGAUGAGCAAAGUCUUCGAGAGUCUUUUGAUAAGUAUGGAGAAGUUAUUGAUGCGAAGGUAAUUGUUGACCGUGAAACUGGGAGAUCCAGGGGAUUUGGGUUUGUUACUUUUGCUUCUGCUGAGGAGGCAUCAGCUGCCAUUCAGGCUUUGGAUCAGCAGGAACUUCAUGGUCGUCAGGUGAAGGUUAACUAUGCAAAUGAUAGGCCACGUGGAGGCUUCGGUGGUGGUGGUGGAUAUGGUGGAGGCGGUGGUUAUGGUGGAGGCGGUGGUUAUGGUGGUGGCGGAUAUGGUGGAGGUGGUGGUGGUUAUGGUGGCAGUGGUGGUGGCGGAUAUGGUGGAGGUGGUGGUGGUUAUGGUGGAAGUAGUGGUUAUGGUGGCAGUGGUGGUGGUAGUUUUGGAGGUGGAGCUGAUACUGGAGGCUAUCCUGCAGCUGGAGAGAGCCAAAGUGGUGGUGGUGUUACCAGAGGCUUCGGUGGUGAUUCAGGUAGCUAUGGUUCAGGUGAAGCAGAUGGUGGAUUUGGAGGUGGUGAGGCAAGCUACAGAGACGACGACGCCCAGAACAACUUUACUGAUAGACGGGGUUGAUAUAGCAAUCCCCUGCAAUUGGUUCAAUUAAUAAUAUAUGGAUUUCGAUUGUGGUUUCUUCCAGAGUUCCUCCAGCUUGUCUUACUAUAAUUUCUAAGUAUUUCAUUUUUUUUCUUGA
Molecule: messenger RNA, 1001 nt
Organism: Salvia hispanica
Lineage: Eukaryota; Viridiplantae; Streptophyta; Magnoliopsida; Lamiales; Lamiaceae
Product: glycine-rich RNA-binding protein 3, mitochondrial-like
Molecular function (GO): RNA binding
Source: RefSeq, a predicted model, not a curated record